UUUUCAAAAAAUGAGCCAUGUUUAAGACCUCUGCCAAAGGGAAUGAAGAUCGAUUUAACUAUAUACUUAACGCUGAUACACUUUGAAUUCAGACCAACAGAUGGGAACUUUCAUUUCGUGGGUCAUUUAGAUGUGAGUUGGAUGCAUACGAAACUGAAAUGGAAUCCCACGCAGUACGGAAACAUAACGCAUGUAUUGGUGGGACAAAAUCUAGUUUGGGUUCCAGAUUUAGAAUUGUAUAACAAUGCACCUAACAAAAUGAUCAGUAUGCAUAAAAAAGGAGUGAUUACAUUAGCCCAUGACGGCAGGAUCGAUUGGAUGGACACUAUAGAUAUGAGCAUAUUUUGCACUGGAAACAUGCAGGAAUAUCCAUUGGACAGCCACAGUUGUAACCUAACUAUGGGUUCCUGGACAUAUGAUGGCCUAGACAUAGAUAUAAAUAAGAAGGGCUUGAACAGAUCGAUAAAUUUUGAUCAAAUUGAUCAAACCAACAUGGGAUACAAAGUUACAAAUUUUACUGCCAUGUACGUUUCUACAUUAUAUUCAUGCUGCACAGAGCCAUACAUUACUAUAAACUAUUCAAUUCAAUUGGAACGAAAUACAAAUAUGGUUGUAAUAUUCCGGGCAUCCGCAAUAUGUGUUAUUGUACUGGGACUUCUUUCCUCCAUUGAGAGCAUUGAGCUCCGGCAAAAAAUUUUAGUAGCUGCAAUUGCGUAUUUUACCAUCUUCCUCCAUUUGCAGCACUUUACGAAAACCAUUGGCCAACACAGCCGCAUAACACCGUCUAUUGUUAAAUUCUACGCCUACAGUUUGGUUAUCAUAACAUUUACGACAAUAAUGUCUGUAAGGUCGAAAGGUCGAAUUCUAUCAUCUGAACGUACUAUUUACUUUUCUCUCCGUGGUAAACGUUUAUCAUUUAUUUUUGCAAUAGCUUUGUACUUUUUAUGUUUUUUAAUUUAUCAUGUGUAA
This is a messenger RNA of Scaptodrosophila lebanonensis, 969 nucleotides long. Its product is annotated as neuronal acetylcholine receptor subunit alpha-4-like. Lineage: Eukaryota; Metazoa; Arthropoda; Insecta; Diptera; Drosophilidae. Gene Ontology annotation, molecular function: extracellular ligand-gated monoatomic ion channel activity; transmembrane signaling receptor activity; neurotransmitter receptor activity. Bases 43 to 969 code for a protein of 308 amino acids. Gene Ontology annotation, biological process: nervous system process; chemical synaptic transmission; signal transduction. The record is from RefSeq and is a predicted model, not a curated record. The transcript is spliced from 3 exons. Gene Ontology annotation, cellular component: synapse; membrane; neuron projection.